Molecule: messenger RNA, 419 nt
Organism: Telopea speciosissima
Lineage: Eukaryota; Viridiplantae; Streptophyta; Magnoliopsida; Proteales; Proteaceae
Exons: 2
Coding region: 14-400 (128 amino acids)
Source: RefSeq, a predicted model, not a curated record
GUUCUCUAAAUGGAUGAUUGAACAAGCAAAGGAAGAAUUGCAGAUUCUGGAAGCCCAACACCCGAAUCGAUUUGGGUUUCUAAAGAUGGAGCUUAGAAACUUAAUCUAUGGAGAAACUGAUACAUCGUCUCCCACCCGAUAUUACCACAACAGUUUCGUUUCGUAUCGGAAGGACUCCAUCACCUCCUCGCCUAACUCCUCUGCAACCACACAAGCUUCAUCAAAUGGAAAGAGGAGAAAGUUUUCUGAGAUUCGAAAACCUGAGGCUAAUCCACAGUCAACAAAACGAAAAAUUCGAAGGUCGAAUCACUCGAUGGAAAUGCUAGAUGCUGCCAUUGAAAGGGCUGAAGAAUGCCUAAGAAAAAUCAAAGAAAUCAAAACAAGUUUUGCAAAUCAAUGAGACAUUAUGGGGAGAAAUG